UUUGAGAAUUGCGGAGAACGAAUCUCCGUUCGUUCAGGCCACCGAACACUCAUCGGAGCUCAUACCGCUGACGACCACACAGGCAUUGGCACACUAAACUCUCCGUCGAAGGUUUCCGUCGUAACUGGUUCUCUCCUAAAUUAUAUGGCAGCUCAGUGUUUAUGUCCUUGCAAUCAAUAACAACAAUGGUGGUUGUUCAAGCUUCCAAGCUUAGCUUCACAAACCCUUCUCUCUCCUCUACAACAUCACUUCAAUUUGACGCCCAUUCUCUCUCCCUUGCUCUCAUCCACUCUGAUUCCUCCAUCUCUCUCUAUCCCUCUCUCUCCCCUCUCUCUCUUACCUCUUUUCCUUCUCCCUCCCCGCAAACCCUAAUCCCCCCACCUUCCUCCUCUUCAUCUUUUCUCUCUCUCCAGAGUUCUAACCCUAACACUACCCCUCGUGUUCUGUUCAUUGUCGCCGGCCCACAUAGAGGUGGUUCCCAGAUUCUUCUCAGGUUCUAUAUUGUGCAUGAGAGUAAGAACUUGUUCUCUAGGGCACAGGUUGUUUGCACUCAGAAGGGAGUUAGCUUUGAACCCAGAUUGGGGGUUCUGCUCGAUUUGAAUCAUGGGCUUUCGGUUAAGCUUGCUGGUGGGAUUAAUUAUUUCGCGUUGUGUUUGAAUUCGAGCUCGAAAGUUCUGGUUUUUGGUGUCAAAAUGGUUGGUGGGGAUGAAAUUGGGGUGAAAUUGAUGAGGUGUGCUGUGAUUGAGUGCUGCACUCAUGUCUGGUCGAUGAGUGUCUCGUUUGGGUUCUUGAUUCUGGGGGAGGAUAAUGGGGUUAGGGUCUUCAAUUUGAGGGCACUGGCCAAAGGCAAAGCAAAGAAAGUGAAGUGUUCGAUUUCUAAUGUGAGUGAAAACCAUUGUUUGAAUGGGAGACAUGAUGAUGGUAGAGGAUCCCCAAACGGGUCUUCAGAGGUCCCUUGCAAUGAUUUGUCCGAUGGGAAGAUCAAUAAGCUGAGCGCGGCUAAGCAACAGUUAGAGCAGAAGUCUAUUGGAUUCCCCCAGAACUCUAUUGAGGUGGGUGAAUGCUUUGUAACAUUUACAAGAAAGGAGGAAGGCAACUUGCAAUCCAUGAGAGCAUCUGUGAAGGCAGUUUCAGUUCAAGCACUGUCUUCAAAAAAGUUUAUCAUCUUGGACUCGACUGGAGAUUUACAUGUCCUGUGUCUGGCAAGCCAUGCUUUGGGCUCAAACCUUAAUUACCAUAUGAGGCAGUUGCCUCACGUUGUUAAAGUUCAAAAGCUGGCGAUUCUUCCUGAUAUUUCAUCAAGAACGCCAAUUAUUUGGGUGUCAGAUUUAUACCAUUCUGUCCAUGUUCUGGGUGUGUCUGACAUGGGACCCGCCGUGCAUAAAAAUGAUGCCAGUAAAUGCAAGGACAAGCUAAUGCAAAUAUCAGUUAUCCAAGCAAUAUUUGCUGGUGAGAAGAUUCAAGAUGUUGUGCCUUUGGCUGCUAAUGGUAUCUUACUUCUUGGGCAAGAUAACUUAUAUGUAUAUGCAAUCUCCUGAAGUUACGGGCCACAUUUAGAUGAUUAUGAAGGUUAAUUAAACUUCUGGACUGGUAUUAUUCUUAAUCUUAAGCCUUAAGGUAGAUUUCAAUCUUCUGUAAUAUUUCUCUAUGUAGUAUGCUGAUGUCACCAUGUGACCGAUUCCAAAAUCUUCGUGGCUAUUAUUUGCUUCGUCACCAUGGUUUCUUGUGUUUUAUAGCUGAAGGCAAGACCCCAGUUGUCUCCUUCAUCUAAUAGUUCAAGCGGCCUCGAGAAAACCGAGCUUUUGCAGCAGCCUGGAAAAGGUUAUGGACUAUUGAGGUAGAUGCUUCCUAGCCAAAUCCAUGAAUUAUCUUCUCUGCUUUGUCCAAGACUAGCUCCUGGUACUAGUCCACAACGAUCAAAGUUGAAUCUAGAGCUUAUUAACGAAGCACGUUCAAUGAGGUAACAAUUCGUCUUCCGUGGAGAUUGGAGUAUUGAGCGAUUUGAAAGAUUGUUUGGUGUAGUUGAUGACAUAACAAAAUCUUGGAUCGUUCGAUCAAGUAAAGGUUCUGGUAUUAUAUGUUGGAAUGGGUAUUGAGAUUCAAUGAGAAUGUAAAUGAUUGUUCAUUGGGAUCUGAUUAAAUCAAAUUUGAACUGUGCAUUAUGCA
Messenger RNA from Tripterygium wilfordii, 2166 nucleotides. RefSeq lists its product as uncharacterized. The record is from RefSeq and is a predicted model, not a curated record. The transcript has 8 exons. Bases 162 to 1538 code for a protein of 458 amino acids. Lineage: Eukaryota; Viridiplantae; Streptophyta; Magnoliopsida; Celastrales; Celastraceae.